Messenger RNA from Girardinichthys multiradiatus, 1422 nucleotides. RefSeq lists its product as uncharacterized. The record is from RefSeq and is a predicted model, not a curated record. Bases 243 to 710 code for a protein of 155 amino acids. Lineage: Eukaryota; Metazoa; Chordata; Actinopteri; Cyprinodontiformes; Goodeidae. The transcript is spliced from 3 exons.
CUCGAAGAUCCGGGACUUCCGGUCAAGAAGAAGAGUCGCCCAUGGACCGCAAUGUCUGGUUCGACGCUGAUACUUCGGGUUCGGUUUCCCUUCUCGUCAGUCAAAGGUCCGGCACCUCUCUGCGCAUGCUCCUGGUAGUACAGACAGCGACCAGAGACAAACUAUCUGGAAGCGAAUCACGUGGUUUACCUGCAGGCUAGCGGGCAGGUGAGCACUUCCGGUCAUAUUGGUCGCCAUCAGACAUGUCUGUCCAGCUGGGGUGCUUGUCGUUCCGGGUGCCAUACGCCGGUCUGGUUCUGGACGGGGUAAAGACGGUGGAGAGCCGCUGGCGGCCUCUGCUGGCACCUCUGGAGAACCAGACCCUGGCGAUCCACAUUGCCUGGCGGGACUGGGAGGGGGAAGAGUGGAGGGCAGUGUUGAGUGGUAUGUUGGGGAUGAAUGAGACUCAAAUCCAGGAGCUGCUGGACUCUGGGGAGCGGUUCGGUCGCGGCGUGGUUGCAGGACUGGUUGAUGUGGGCGGGACCUGGCAGUGCCCCGCCUCCUUGCCAGAGGCGGAGCUACGAGAUCUGCAGCGAUCAGCCGUUAUUAUUGGUCUGCAGGAGAAACACCUGACCUACCUGUCUAAUCCCCGCUGGCUAAAGGAGCCUCUGAAAACACGAGGAAGUCGUGACCUUUGGACCAUAGAGAUCCCCGCUGAGCUGUUACCAUGACGUUCAGUUCAGUGCUACCAUGGAUGUAGGUCCUGAGGAGCCUGCUUCAUCUGUUACCAUGGCAAUCUAAGCUUUACCUGUCCUUAUGAUAAUGGAAAUCUGCAGAGGCCAGGUUUCCUGACAGAGCGCCUCCUCCUGACCAACCGGUUCUGUUAGAAAGGGACUCCAUCUGACCGUGUCCAUAAACCUGACUGACUUACUGAGAUCUGGUUAUGGGUAGCUUGGGUGAACCAGGUGAUAACCAGUAGAAUAUAGAUUGCAGAGUGGUGGUCUUGUUCUGACAGGUGGUGGAAACGAUUGCUCUGCAGUCUGGUUUAAAACAUUUUAUAGUUUUGAUGCUAAAUUUCUCACUUCCUGUGUAAAGCUUCAGUUAUCACAUCAUUUCUGUGGAGAUUUUACUUAACAUUUUUCCGGUUUUCUGUCCAGAAGUUUCAGCCUCAUCAACUGAGACUGGAUAUGUUUCAAGCUAAUGUAUAUUUAAUAUUACAUCUUUGGUGUUUCUCCUUUAUAAACAUUGCAUUGUUCUUCUGUUGCUACCAAAUGAUUGUAAUAACCUCAAGUGGGAGCUGAACAUCAGCUUCCUGACCUCUUUUCCAAAAUAUUCCUUUAAUAAUAUUUCUUCAAAUAUUAUUUCAAUAAAUAAAGGCAGCUAAUUAGACACCGUUGAGAAUUAGUCAUCCAGAAGGUUGGUUUUAUUCAGCAGAUCAUUAUU